AUGCAGAUUUUUGUCAAGACGCUGACGGGGAAGACCAUCACCCUGGAUGUCGAGGCGUCUGACACCAUCGACAAUGUGAAGGCCAAGAUCCAGGACAAGGAAGGCAUCCCACCCGACCAGCAGCGCCUGAUCUUCGCGGGCAAGCAGCUGGAGGAUGGCCGCACGCUCAGCGACUACAACAUCCAGAAGGAGUCGACUCUGCACCUGGUGCUGCGCCUCCGUGGCGGCGUCAUUGAGCCAUCCUUGGCCGUUCUGGCGCGAAAGUUCAACUGCGAGAAGAUGGCAGGUGCCUUUAAAGUGAAAGAGGGCGCCCCUGGAGAGGAUUUUUUGGUUCUGAGGCGCGAAGACGGCGAAGCCGAAGACGGAAAGAGAGAGACGGCGAAGAAGCGACUCAAGCGACCUUUCUCCGUCCGUCUGUGCCGCGAUCCUCUCUCAGGUCAGCGGACCUCGCGAGUGGUGCAGGACAACCCAGAUGCGCAAGCGCAGACGGCGACAGUGGCGCCUAUGGUCGGCCUCCGGCAAGAUUUGGACGGCGACGAAGCUCACGAGUUCUUCGUGGAGGACCCAAAGACCGGUCAAAUGCAGAGAGUUGUGACGAAGGAGUUGGCUGAAGUGCGCUGA
Molecule: messenger RNA, 621 nt
Organism: Symbiodinium sp. CCMP2456
Lineage: Eukaryota; Dinophyceae; Suessiales; Symbiodiniaceae
Source: the annotation of a GenBank genome assembly